Messenger RNA from Fundulus heteroclitus (mummichog), 3893 nucleotides. It is a transcript of the gene slc35a3a, whose product is annotated as solute carrier family 35 member A3a. Gene Ontology annotation, biological process: pyrimidine nucleotide-sugar transmembrane transport. The transcript is spliced from 8 exons. Gene Ontology annotation, cellular component: Golgi membrane. Bases 369 to 1355 code for a protein of 328 amino acids. The record is from RefSeq and is a predicted model, not a curated record. NCBI's taxonomy places the organism in Eukaryota, Metazoa, Chordata, Actinopteri, Cyprinodontiformes, Fundulidae. Gene Ontology annotation, molecular function: UDP-galactose transmembrane transporter activity.
GCCACUACCGACCCUGAAGGGAUAACCCAAGGAAGAGAUGCGAACAAGGAAGUGAGCCAGGACCUCCUGAACUAUGGGAUUCCUCCUUUAAAGUGCUUUCUGCGUCGCUGGUGCGCGUCUUCGUCGGAGUGCAAUGGCGGUGAGGGUUCUUCCAGACACUACGGAGAGCCGGAAGGAGAAACGGUGUUAGGGACGGACGGUCGGGGAGCCGCUGCUGUUGUGACAGCUGGCUUUAUCCUGCUCUCUCCUGCCUCACAGAGGAACUAAUCUUCCCCGAGCUGAGGGACAAGCAGGAAACAGAGGGCUCCACUGGAUGCUGCGGGGGAACCUGUGGCUUUAAGGAAAAGGUCCCUCACCGCUCUGCGGCCAUGGCUUCAGCCCGGCUCAAGUACCUCUCCCUGGGCGUGCUGGUGUUCCAGACCACGUCGCUGGUGCUCACCAUGCGGUACUCCCGCACCCUGCAGGCCGAGGGCCCGCGGUACCUGGCCUCCUCGGCCGUGGUGGCGGCAGAGCUCAUGAAGAUCCUGGUGUGUGUGCUGCUGGUCUUCAAGGAGCACAGUUACAGCAUGCGAGCGCUGAACAGCGUCCUGCGUCAGGAAAUCCUCCAUAAGCCCGUGGAGACGCUGAAGCUGGCCAUCCCCUCGGGCAUCUACACGCUGCAGAACAACCUGCUGUACGUCGCCCUGUCCAACCUGGACGCGGCUACAUACCAGGUGACGUACCAGCUGAAGAUCCUGACCACAGCUCUUUUCUCGGUGUCCAUGCUGGGCCGCAGGUUGGGGGUCUACCAGUGGCUGUCCUUGUUGAUCCUGAUGGCAGGAGUGGCUCUCGUGCAGUGGCCCUCUGAGUCUACGGCGGCCCCAGAGAAGGAGGCCCGCUCCGCAGGCUCCCAGUUCGUCGGGGUCACGUCAGUUUUGGUGGCGUGCUGCUCCAGCGGCUUUGCGGGCGUCUACUUUGAGAAGAUCCUCAAGGAGAGCAAACAGAGCGUGUGGAUCCGCAACAUCCAGCUAGGGAUGUUCGGCCUUGUGUUUGGCCUUUUUGGGAUGCUGGCCUACGAUGGGGAGAGGGUCAGGGAGUCGGGGAUGUUUCAGGGAUACAACACAAUCACCUGGACUGUCGUAGCGCUGCAGGCUCUGGGUGGUCUGGUCAUAGCAGCGGUCAUCAAGUAUGCAGACAACAUCCUAAAAGGCUUCGCCACCUCACUCUCCAUCAUCCUGUCCACUCUUAUAUCCUACUUCUUGUUGCAGGACUUUGACCCUUCAAGCGUCUUCUUCCUUGGGGCAGUUUUGGUCAUCGCCGCCACUUUCCUCUACGGCUACGAAGGCAAGCCGCCCACCAACCCCAGCAGGGCGUAGGCCCACCCACCGGUGGCAUUAGGAGGUCCUGCUGAAGCCUCAGGAUGGCGGGGAGGAGAAAGGACAGAGAGGGUACUGAGGGGGGUGGAAAAAGGGGGAUAAGAAGGGGAAAGGUCUUCAUCACGUAUUGUGAGCAGAGAAAAGAAAUGUAAGCACAACACUGUGGUUGGUCUCACACCGAAAGUGCCUCACUUCUGAAGAAGAAGCAAUUUGGACAGGUGGGGGGGCAAAAAAAAGGAGAACACAAGAUUUCCUUUCCUCCUUUUAGUGUUCCAGAAACAAUCCCGGCUGCCACGUCUACAGGAGACGGACGGAGGGGUUGUGUUCAUGAAGGACCAGUUUGACAACCAGUAACUGUAAACUGCCACCUCGGUCACACCCACGCAGUAAAUGAUUGCAGGAGGAAGAGCGCUCCUCUACAGCCACAGUAUUUAUUGCUCAUUUUGUCCACGUUUGUGUUGAACCUCCGGAAGCAAACUUUAAGACCUGAUGGGAGACGUUGUUUUUCCACAUCAGGAAUCUCUGACAGGCUAGAUAACUUUGGCUGAAAAUGGUCCCCGUGGAGUUCAGGUGUUGCAGACUUGAAAGAUAAUGCCCUGCAUACUUUAUGGCACCCCUUGUAAAUAUUAGAAAAGAAAAUGGCCUAACGCGUGUUAUUGCUGGAACAUGAAUUUACUUUGAACAAUUUCUUGAAACCUAACCUUUUAUUAAAGCAGAUUUAGUCAAUGCCUCGUUAUUCUUUUUAAAUUACAAUUAUUGAGAUAAGGAAAUGCAACUCAAGCAAUUUUUCCUGUUUCCCUGACAAUUGAGCGUGACUUUACACUGAUGCCCACUCUUCAAAAUGAGAAACACUGGAAAACAUGUAAGUUGUUCAUGUAAGGACUGAUGUGUGUUGACCUUCAUUAGAUGCUUAAAUGCUACAAGAAAAUAGCGUCUCGCCAACCACAGUGAUUAUAACAAUGACUGAAAAGGGAAAAGUCUGCUGGAGCUUGGAUGAACAAGGCUGUACGAAGAUCUUGGUUUAUUUAACAGGAUGCUUGGCAAAGAGGAUGGAAAGGGAGGUAGAAGAAAAAUCUAAAGCCUGCAAAAACAACAUCUUUGAAGUCACUAGAUUUCACAAGAACCAGGAAGAAGUCACGCCUACAAGCCGACACAUGUAUAGUUAUGUGUCCAACACAAACCAGAUGAGACGGGGGCUAUUUCAGCUUUUCAACUGCGAACAUUUCAGAUGGGUUUGGAAUAAAAUAAAGGGUAUACUUGUUGAAAAGCACCUCUUUCCCUCUGCAUCUGUGAUGCUGUGAGCCUGUUUUCCUUUCAAAGGCCCUGGGAGUGUUGUUAGUGGCUACCGUCAUAAACUUUACCAAUAAACCCGAAAAAGGUCAACAUCAGAUGUUUCAGCAGAAUAAAGAUGUAAACCAUACAGUCAGAGGCAGCUCACCCGGCAGAAAAGCAACUUUCUUUAUGUCCAACUUAGUCCACCGACCAUGGAUCCUACAGUAAAGCUAUUUGGUGAGCUGAGAUGAAAGCAUAAGAGAGGAGCUGAGACUCGGGACGAUCUAGAGAUAUUGUACGAAGAUGACCUCUGUCUUUAUGCUCCAUCAUUGGGAAAUAUUACAAUAAGAGCUGCCCUUUCAAUAGAAUGGGGAGGCUGUUUAAAGUAUGAACAUCUGGAGCGUCAACGGCGAGUUUAACAUUUUCCACUGAAUAAGUGUACUUCAAUCAAAGGAUAUGUUUUCUCUAAAUUCUCCAGGUUACAUUUAUUUAAAGGCUUUUUACAUGGCUUUACCAGGGGUGCCAGUCAGGGUGACGGGUGCUAUUUACACAUCUUAGGAGAUAAGUCCUGAAACACUGAUGGUUGCAGUGACCAUAACUUGUUUAAGUUUAAAGUGAAAACUGGUGAUUUAGUUACCUUUGGAACUUGAACUAGCACCUGAUCAAUCUGAACCAGUCUUUUGUUUAACUGCAGUAAUUUGAUUUAGGAUUACAUUGUUCCUUUUGGCCAAUGAUGAUGGGGAGCUCUUAGUUUUUUUUUUUGACUGUUUAUUCUGUUGACUCUGUGGCCAAAACAAAUAUAGAAUCCUUUAAGGGAAUUUAUGAUUUAAUAUUGUUUUCAGAGCUACUUUGGGAUAAAGCGGGUAUAAUUAUUGUUUAUUUUAAUUCUCAACAUGCAAAGCUUUUAUGAAAGGACAGGGUGUCUAAUGAAUGCAUAUGGGCUGUUAUGUGGCUCCUGUUUGAACUUUUCUGCUGUGAAACACAUUGACAGGUAUGUUCAGACUGGAAUGUAUUAAAGCACAUUAUACUGGUGUCAGUCUGGGGUUUCCUCUAUGUUUUAGUCAAUAUUUUUGUUUUGUGAUUGAUCAUAAAUGUGUUUGAAGUCAGAGAGAAAUUGAAGAGCAAAACUAAAAGCGACGCACAAGCAAUGUUUUACAGAAAUGUCUUCAAAGUAGUGUUGAGUUUCUAUGUGUAGAAUUUGGUUUAAGCAUUUUCCAGUUCCAGUAUGUACUGAAGGAGAUAAAUAUGAUAUAAAAAAUGUCUAAA